Molecule: messenger RNA, 300 nt
Organism: Staurois parvus
Lineage: Eukaryota; Metazoa; Chordata; Amphibia; Anura; Ranidae
Source: the annotation of a GenBank genome assembly
ACGCAGACUGCUUCUACAAACAUUUGUGGAAGACUGUGGAAUAAGUCCAUCCAUGAAAUUUACUUGCAACUAAAUAUUCCACGGUCAACUGCUAGUGAUGUUAUAACAAAGUGGAAGCAACUGGGAACAACAGCAACCCAGCCACAAAGUGGUGGGCCACAUAAAAUGACAGAGUGGGGUCAGGGUAUGCUGAAGCGCACAGUGCGCAGAAGUCACCAACUGUCUGCAGAGUCAAUAGCUAAAGACCUCCAAACUUCAUGUGGCCUUCAGAUUAUCACAACAACAGUGAGGAAUCACGCU